CCGAUUUCGUCCCACGUCAACCAGCUCCUGUCUCUCCUCCAAUUCAGCAUGUCAUCGAGAUCUUGACCUCUACCCCACCCCCAAUAGCCACCGCUGCUCUUCAAGAAUGCCAUGUUUGCUGUGAAUCCCGUCUAACAUUCCCAUUGAGACUUCACCACGGGAAGCACCCCAGCCAGCAACACUUGCCGUGCAGCAACAGCCCGAUCGCGAGUUUCGGGGCUCCCACUCAUAAGAACCCACCGGCCAGCGAAGCUCGAUUCCUCUCGACCACCAUCCCUUGACAUACAGUCCCCUUCCAGUCCACUGUGUUGUUUUUGUCCACGCCUACCGAAGCUCCGAGAGCGCACCACCACGACCCCGUCCCAUAGCUUCAGCUUACACAGCCGAGCCGCGUUCUCCAGGCCCGCUCUGAUUCGAGAGCCCAAGGCACGGGACGAAAGAACCUAGACAACUUCGAGUCCAAAUAAACAAACACGCCUGUUACACCGCGAACCAGCACCAUACCUCAGCAGUACACGAGCGAGGCUGAAUGACGCAACUACUGUCGACCGUUUUUGGAGAGCUGGGCCUUGCCCAGUACUUGGAUGCGUUCCUCGAGCAAGGGUUUGACACAUGGGAAACCAUUUUGGAUAUUACCGAGUCCGAUCUCGACACGUUAGGAGUGAAGUUGGGUCAUAGAAGGAAACUUCAAAGACGGAUUGCGAAUACAAGGGGCAUUGCGCCGGAUGCUUCUCUCGUCUCGCCCACCCAGCCAAGCAUUGAAGAACUGAGACUUCAAGACGCGCAGAGGCCGGAUGCCUCCAGGCAAGAUGCCCGGGACGCAGGUGUCCUUGUGGUCACCAAACGGAAAUACCGUCGUCAUCCCAAGCCUGACGAAAAUGCGCCAGAGCGGCCGCCCUCGGCUUACGUGCUCUUCUCAAACAAGAUGCGCGAGGAGCUGAAGGGUCGAAAUUUAUCAUUCACCGAGAUCGCCAAACUUGUUGGCGAGAACUGGCAAAGCCUCAAUGCUUCUGAAAAGGAGCCCUAUGAGUCCCAAGCGCAGGCGAUCAAGGAGAGGUACCUAAGCGAUCUUGCCGAGUACAAAAAAACUCCCGAGUACAAGAAGUACAUGCUGUACCUGCAAGAAUUCAAAGCCAAGCAUGGCUCUCCCCCUCAAGAUAAGGAUACAGGGAAAAGGAUGAAAAUGUCUGAUGGUGAAGGCUCCAACCGCACGAGCCCCCCAAGGACUGAUCAACAUCGCUCCAGCAGAAGCGGCAGCCAAGAGGACAGCCGCAGAAGCAGCGAACCCCCAGCAAGCCGGGGACAGAGGCUUGGAUCAAUCGUGUCGAUGAGCGAAUCUCAGUACUCGACUGCCACAACCCCUGGAGCUUCUCACGCCUCGCCAAGAGACGAGCCGAUACACUCGCCCACGAUCAGCAAAACCGAGCGCCACGAACGAUCCCCCGCGCUCAACUCGAUGGAGGCACCGAGUCAACGAACCCAAAAUUGGAGGGACGAGCCACCCAACAUGCAGAGGCACCUCCCAUCCUUGUCGGACGUUUUCGAAGGUCAGAGAUUUCCAGGUGGAAUGCACUCGGUCGAGAUGAAUGGGUAUCGGUUCCCGCGCGAGCCUCUACCAAGCCCAAACGGCCACCCAGGCCGCAUCGAGGGUGGCGAUAGCCGGCCACCAACCCUCAAGAGCGAGCAGUCGACGUCUGGGAGCACAUCCUCGGGCUCGCCUUUUGGCCAGCCAAGAACGCCAGUCGAUGGCCAGCUGCCAAUACACGCGCUGCUGACAUCGAAACCAGACCAUUUCGAUCUCAGCCAGCAGCAACACCAACAGUACCCCCUACAGCAACGACCGCCACAUAUCUUUCAGGGUGGCCCAUACCCCAGUGGUGCCGGUACUUUGCCAGCAAUUAAUGGUUAUGCCAGGCCCGUCCUUUCGCAACCGCCAGUAACCGCACAUUCCUCCAGCGUGGGUUACCCCUCGCUAGCAUCAGCUCAAGCACCAGCUCAUCCUCGACAGUCCAGACAUCCCCAUCCCCAAGCUGGGAACCCAGAUGCCGCCAGACUCGACGGUAUGAGCGCGUUACUGCAAGCCGGCGAGAUUGUCAACCGUCGAGCCCAAUAGAAAAGGGGUCACCUCUCGCUGUUGAGACGUUUCUUUUUUGGUUUAUAUUGGUUGCAUUAUACCCUUGGGUGGCAUGUGGCGGGCAACACGCACCUGCUAAUUUGGACCACUAUAUAUUACCAUGUAUUUGGGAUUUUAUUCGACUGGGUAUCUCAAGUACGGCAUUUUUGAGAUGGGACCCGUACACAGCGAUGACAAUUUUGUACAUACAUCUCAUUUUCUUUUCCAGAACAAAAAGGGCAAUGUUAAUGAAACUGGGAC
This is a messenger RNA of Podospora pseudopauciseta, 2374 nucleotides long. RefSeq lists its product as uncharacterized. Gene Ontology annotation, biological process: regulation of gene expression. The record is from RefSeq and is a predicted model, not a curated record. The coding region runs from base 530 to 2113 and encodes 527 amino acids. NCBI's taxonomy places the organism in Eukaryota, Fungi, Ascomycota, Sordariomycetes, Sordariales, Podosporaceae. The transcript is spliced from 6 exons. Gene Ontology annotation, molecular function: protein binding. Gene Ontology annotation, cellular component: nucleus.